UAAUCUGGCAUCUCUGGUUAACAAAUUCUUGUAGAAAAUAAAAUUGUAAACAAAAGCGAGUGUGAAUUAAAAGCUGUUCGAAUUUGUUUUACCGAAAUAAAGCUAUGAAUUCCAGUGAGGACACUGUGCUUACGCUCGACGACUUCCGAGCCUGUUGUCGGUUGUGCUUCGAUCGUAGCCAAUCACUGGAAAAUGUGUUGGCAUCCUCUCAAUCCGAGCUAGUGGAAAAAGUUCUGAAGUGUCUGGGCAUAUCGAUCGUUCCGGAAGAUUUUCCUGCGACUCUGGUUUGUAAACGAUGUCUGAUGUUGACCGAGCAGUUUUACAACUACCGCCAAAUAUGUCAAACGUACGAUCGCAUAUUCCGAACUAUUUUGGAAAACGCCCGUUCAGAAGUCGAAGAUGAUAACCCACCACUGCUUGCUACCAUCACAAAAAAUGAUGAGACGUCGCUAAUCAAAGUUGAACCCAUGGAUUCGUCUCAUCAAAUCGAACAAGAACCAUUGGAAAUCAGCUAUGGAAACAUCAAGGAAGAAAUAAGGAACCUUACGGAAGAUAUAGAGUUUUCUGAAGUAACAUUAUGUGAUGUUGGAGAAGAACAAAUUUUUUCGAAUAGAAAAAGGAGAAAAGGAAGGAAAAAGCUUAUCAAAAGCGGCCUGACGGUACGCAUGGUGAUCAACAAUAAUUUAAUGAACUGUAACAGGGUCUACGCGAAUGGUAAUUUGCACUGGACCUGCUGUAAUACGGAUUGCUUUGUGAUAUACAACACUACUCCUAACGGGACGCUCGAAUUGCGUUCGAGUAAGAAACAUAAUCAUGAAACGCACGUUAAAUCAAUAGGAAUGAUACAAGUCGUAAACAGUGGAUGUCUGGAACGAUACGCUUUGGCUUCAAUCGAAGGUGAUAAUGUCGGUCUUAAAUUGAUAUGGAACGAACAGGAGUGGAAUGUAAGGCAAGCAAACAAAAGCGGUGAUAGAAUUGCGGUUUGCGCGGAUCUUUCGAAAUGCCCUCGGUAUGUCAAAAUUAUUGGUGACUUCGAACAGUUGCAGGACUUUGGUGAACACAGUCAUCAGAAAAAUUUCUGCAUCAUAAGAUCGAACGAGGCCCCGGAAUCGGCUAUGAAUCUGUGGGAAUUAUUCUGUCAAAUCGAUCCCUGCCGCCUGUCGCUGAGCUACGACAUGGAAUUACCCAUUCGAUUCAAAUUGUUCUACAGUGGAAAUCAAUACCGGCUGGCCGAGUGUCUUUGGGACGGCUCUAGCCGUUGGCGCUGUGAUACGGUAUCCUGUCAAAUACUCUUGAGUUAUAGUGAUACCGGAGAAAUCGUCGUGAAAGAUCAUCCACACGAAGCACCGAUUGAACGCCACGGUGUGCUGAAUGGCAUCUACUACUGCGUUAUGUCCUCGAAUAUUGGAUUAAAGCGAGUAUUUUACAAUGCGCAUUGUUUCGGUAACAGAAGUACUGGAAAGUGGAUCUGUGCGGUUCCCGGAUGUCACGCUAGAUUGCAUGUUGGAGAAAACUAUGAAUCGUUUGUGAUGAAGGGAACGCACGCUCAUGGCAGCUUCGGAGCAAUUAUAAAACCAUUGCAUAAAGAUGCUAUUUAUCUAUCGUCGAAAAAUCCUAUUCUCCCCGCAAAUGUUGCAAUAGAAGAUUUGAAUGAUAUACUGCCGGAAAAACUUAGUUCAAUUGCGGCGGGUAGUUCGGCGGUAUUCAAAGAAAUAAAAUACUCGAAAUCCAAAAAGAAGAACCGAAACAGUCACGAAUUAGAACAGCAAGAAUCGGAAACUACUGCGGUGAUUCGGAUGGUUUAUGACGGUCACCGAUACACGUUCUGCGAAUUCUUCGGUGAUGGCACUUCCUUCUGGCGCUGCUGGGGACAACGUUGUAAAAAGUCCGUUCACAUGUCACCACUCGGAUCGAUCUAUGCUAAGAACGAAGUUGCUGAACAUAAUCAUCUGCCAACAGUAUUCAGAGUAGGACAAGUGCCACAGGGUGAUGGACAAGAAGCGGAAUGGUAUGCGGUUUUCGAGGAUACCCUGAACAAUACGAUUAUGAUGUAUCGCAACACUCUUUGGGUUUUGGUGCUCGGAGAGGGGAUCUACAUUGCAUCGUGUAAGGAUUUUCGCAACCAGGGACGGGAUCGGGUGCCUUGCGAUGCCAAAAUAAGGAUAUCAACUGAUUUCGCUCAUUUCGAACAGACUGGUGAAUGCGUGGACCAUAGUGAAAGAUUAUUGUUUGUUCGAAGUGCUGCAGAAGCUGUCCCAGGUGAUCCCAUGAUGUGGAAGAUGUUCCAGGAAAAACAUCCACUUUACCUCGAUGACGGAACGCUCUUUAGCGAAGGAAGGAAUUCACAUCUUUUCAUCGGGGGUUACCGCUAUACUUUACAGAGCAUGAUUUGGAACGGAAGUUCCGUUUGGCGUUGUGCUUUACAGUUAUGCACUACCAAGGGUCGGAUCACGUGCCGCGGUUAUUUCAAGACGGCGGAGCAUAAGCACGAGAAAACGGAACACAUGCAAGGUAUGAUAUGGAAUGAAAAACGCCAACAAGAAGAAAGGUACAUUGUGGCGACGACCUUGAAAAGAACAAUGGUUACAAUGUACUACAAUACUUAUUGCUAUUCCCUGAAAGACCCUCAGCGCAAUAUAUGGAGUUGCUAUCCGGGGCUGUGUAACGCAUCGCUGCGGGUCGAGGGUGAUUUCCAGCGAAUUGUGGAUGAAAUGGAUCAUACUCAUGACGGGACGUUGAUGUUAAUUCGACAGGACGAAUCUCCCGAGAGCCAGAUAAUUAUCCCACCGACGAAAGGAUCCUCGAGGAAACGGCGGAGAGAACUCGACGAAAGUCAAACCGAAACAAAGCUUGCCUGUGUCAAACCGGAACCGUUGGUCCUGUCGGAAACGAGUCCGAAGCUAGAAAGCAUACUUCAAACACUGGUGAAACGAUCGAUCAAACCACCCGAGCCGAAAAAUCUAGUUAAUGUAAUCAUUCGAUAUCACGGAGGUUUUACGUAUAGCCGAUCAACGGUACAAGCUGACGGCAGUAUGAAAUUGGAGUGCAAUAAAUUCCGCUGCCCCGGUAGGGUGAUCCUGACACCGGAUCAAACGGUUAUUCCCAAAGAAGAACAUACGCACUCGAAAAGUUUCGAUACGUGCGGAAGCAUUCGCGAUGUCAUAACGGGUGAAACUCUGACCUACAUCCUGGUCAACGGUACACAGAAGCGUUAUGUGACGUACUUUGUUUGCGAUGGAUUCCGGUAUCGUAUUCUCACCAAAUCUCAUAACAUGGCUGUGGAAUCGGAGUGGAAGUGUGGGAAAUGUGACGUGAAAAUAUCGAUAAGUAAUUUCUUCUCUCGGAUUGAGUUCAGUUCCUCUCACAACCAUGAACCCACACAUUUGUAUAUUCCAUCAACGCAGUCAGAAAAUAAGAUCAACACUGACGGAACCCAACAGCUAGGUGGAGGAACAAAUCAACCGGACGAAGUUGUAUGGGGUAAUCAUCGGUACACGACUCCGAUUUUCAUACGACGAUUGAAUAGAACGAAAUGGAUGUGUUGCCGGCGGAAAAAGUGUAGAGCAUAUUUGUAUCAAAACACCGAUGGAAGCUUCGAGGACAUGGAACCGCAUAACCAUGAUGGACCGGUUGAGACUGUUGGUGAAGCACGGUACGACGAUUCUCUGAAGAUAAAGGACCGAUAUGCAAUUCUGAAGCCCGCCGAGAGACCAAAGGUAAGGCAACUAUUGUUUCAAAAUCACAAGUAUUACGAUACUACGAAGGGUUGGGUGUGUAAUAGAAAAUCUUGCAACGGAAAGAUUCAACCAAGUAGUAACUUUGACAUGUUGGAAAUUCUCGAGGGGCAUUCUCACCAACCAACAAUUACAAUGAUUAAAUUCCAAGAAGAAAUUCAGAGCUGUUCGCUGGCUCCCCAAUAAAUGCUACUUGUUUUA
Molecule: messenger RNA, 3935 nt
Organism: Malaya genurostris
Lineage: Eukaryota; Metazoa; Arthropoda; Insecta; Diptera; Culicidae
Exons: 5
Coding region: 105-3920 (1271 amino acids)
Cellular component (GO): nucleus
Molecular function (GO): zinc ion binding
Source: RefSeq, a predicted model, not a curated record